AUGGCUUCCCUGGGAUCAUUGGUGUUCUGCACCGACUGCGGAAACCUUCUGCCCAUGUCAAAGGGUUCCGAUCGCAACAGGCUCGUCUGCCGCUGCUGCGGCGCUCACAACCAGGACCAAUCGGCGUCGCAGACGAUUGUCACCAGCUCCAACCCAAAGGACUUUCCGUCGCCAUUGCGCCAGAAGCUGUCGACAACGCAGUCAGUUGAGCGCCACAAGGUGUCGACUGAGGCUGUAACCACAGAGACUUGCCCCAAGUGCGGUCGGACCGAAGUGCGGUUUACGACGGCGCAAAUUCGCAGCGCUGACGAAGGCUCCACGGUCUUCUUCCACUGCGACUGUGGUCACAGAUGGUCUGAAAACAACUGA
Grosmannia clavigera kw1407 is the source of this 369-nucleotide messenger RNA. Its product is annotated as DNA-directed RNA polymerase 1 kda. Gene Ontology annotation, biological process: DNA-templated transcription; termination of RNA polymerase I transcription. The record is from RefSeq and is a predicted model, not a curated record. The transcript is spliced from 3 exons. Gene Ontology annotation, cellular component: RNA polymerase I complex. Gene Ontology annotation, molecular function: zinc ion binding; DNA-directed RNA polymerase activity; nucleic acid binding. NCBI's taxonomy places the organism in Eukaryota, Fungi, Ascomycota, Sordariomycetes, Ophiostomatales, Ophiostomataceae. Bases 1 to 369 code for a protein of 122 amino acids.